AUGUUCGAUUCAAGGCGGAUACCCUGCGAUCUCUUGGGUCAAAAUGACAUCUCUAACGCCGUCUGGUUCGAGGACGCUAUCAGAUCCUACGGGGUCCCCACUGUCCUUUUCGAUCUGCACCUGGUGGUACCAGACAUAGACGAGGCCGCAGCAGUCUUGCGGGCCAACGACUGGACCCCGGAGCCGCCAAGCAUGUACUCUUUUCUCGCUCGCACGCCAGCCUCGAUGUUCCACCGGCUGCUAGCACCUGCUACUGGGGAAGAGUACGAUCCUGACGCGUGGCCACCCGUACCGCCUGGCGAGGAGCCUCCCAUUGCGCGAGUCGCCGCUGUUCUUUUCCCAGCUGCUCGCUGGGGUGUGGCGGCAGAGACGCUCGAGCAGGCCGUGGAGAACGACUUCGUGCCUCAUCUGCCUGCGUUGACAAACGCUCUCAUCGGCAGUUAUCUUGAUUGCCCCGAAGAUCCUAAUGGUGGGAAAGUGCAAUCGUACCUUUCCUGUCAGCUUGGCUACCUGUACGACUACGUGCCACAGCUCAAAGAGAAGACCUUUACAGAAGAACUGGCCUUUGAACACCGUCAGUUCCACCUCGACUGUCUGUCCAAGAUGAGGCUGUGGACUAUCCCGUUCGUCACCCAUGAGCGACGGAUAAGAAAAGCCAUCAGGGAAGGGGGUUAUGAGCUCCGGGAAUGCUCGGCCGAUACUGAGGAAACACGGUACCUCUUCGAGGAUCCUCUUGCUCAGCUACAUAUGGAGAGAAUGGCUCAUUCGAGCGAUUCUUGGGCAAUGGGAGAAUGA
Molecule: messenger RNA, 795 nt
Organism: Anthostomella pinea
Lineage: Eukaryota; Fungi; Ascomycota; Sordariomycetes; Xylariales; Xylariaceae
Source: the annotation of a GenBank genome assembly